UGGUGAUAUCUGAACGCCACACAGCAGGAAGAUGAGGAGCGGGGAGGACAAAGAGAGGAUUAAGUGCCAAAUAAGGAGAGGAGGGCGAGGUGACAAAACAAGCGCUCUUCAGACUACUCUUUACACUUCAAAGACAAGCAAUGCUGACUUUCAGGCUUUUACUUUGAAAAGCAUCGGCGGAAUCAAACACACGAUCAUGGACGUGCAGGAUCAAGCAAGCAUUUCAGUUGUACAUCUACCAGUUGUCUCACCGCUCUACCCGUCCAUUCAACACUGCUCUUCAUCAUCAUCAAGUUCUACUGGACUAAACGGCGUCUCCUUUCUAGUCCCGCCCACCGUGGCCACGCUGGCGCCUCUGUGCCCAACUCCCCGACCACCUCCGUCAUUCUGUCGCCGAGCAACGCCAGCGCCCGCCCUGUCGGGUGUCAAAGGUGACAGCUUUGCAUCAAGCGAUUGUCUGGAUGGAGUUCCGCCCGAAGGAGCUCUAGAAGACGGCUCAAUCGGAAUCGUGCUAACCAAAGACCCUGUUGACCAAAACCCAGACUCUCAAGCGUGUUCUUCUCGGGAGGUGAUGCUGAUCGUUAGCGUCACCGUCGCCAUCAAACUGCUCAUCGCCUCCAUUCUCUUAGUCAAGUUCCUCCUUUUCCCAUCGGAGUUCAAGGACGCGGCGCCCCCGUGUGGCUCGACGGGGAACUGCAGCGCCUUGGUCCAGCGGCCCUCCCCGUCCAAGAACCCUGACCAGCACAGAGUGAACAUGACCGCAGAAUGCUCGGGCCAGGCGAGUGACGGCAGGCGCAUCGUGGGGGGGACACCCGUGGCGGGGGCCGGCGAGUGGGUGUGGCAGGCCAGUUUGCAGUGGAGAGGAAGGCACGUCUGUGGGGGGGCCGUCAUCUCCCCGCGCUGGCUGAUCACCGCGGCUCACUGCUUUGUCGAGAACGACAUGCUGCAGGCGGCUGACUGGUUGGCGAUGGUGUCCACGCUCAGCAUCGCCGACGCCUCCCAGGGCCAAAGCUACCGCGCCCUGCAGGUGCUCCACCACCCCCGCUUCAACAGACACAACAACGACUACGACGUGGGCCUGCUGAGGACCGUCGUGGACGUCAGCAUGCGCGAUGGAGUACGACCAGUCUGUUUGCCAAGUGCCAGCGAGUCCUUUCUUCCUGGGACGCCAUGUUGGAUCACAGGCUGGGGAUACGAUCGUGAACAAGGUGUGGUGUCAGACCACCUCAGACAAGCGCAGGUGAAGGUGAUCGCUCAGUCCGACUGCUCCCACCCGAGCGUAUACGGCUUGCACUUGACGUCUCGGAUGAUCUGUGCCGGUUCCUUGGAAGGUGGAGUGGAUUCCUGCCAGGGCGACAGCGGGGGUCCUUUGGUGUGCAGGACGAGCGCGGGGCACUGGAGGUUGGCGGGGGUGGUGAGCUGGGGCGAAGGUUGCGGGCGGCGUAACAAGCCCGGCGUCUACAGCCGAGUCAGCCGCCUGAUUGGCUGGGUGAGCCAACACCUGCAGCAAGACGACAUGGACCACUUCAAAGAGUUCACAACGGUUGUGACGGACACAUCCUCACAACCCAACUGAGACCCGCAAAGGCCCCACAAGAUAAGACACCAAAUAAUGUGCACUGAUGAAAAACUACUGUAUGGUAAUCAACAACACAGUAGUGAAGAUCAUGGUCUUUGAAAUCCCUGGCCUGCAGAAACAGGAAGUUCUUUGGCAAGUUGGGGCGGAGGGCUUUGCUGCCCAAAACAGCAGAUAAAGGAUAAGGAGAGUGAAGUGAAAUGAAGUGAAUUAUAUUUAUAUAGCGCUUUUCUCUAGUGACUCAAAGCCCUUUACAUAGUGAAACCCAAUAUCUAAGUUACAUUUAAACCAGUGUGGGUGGCACUGGGAGCACGUGGGUAAAGUGUCUUGCCCAAGGACACAACGGCAAUGACUAGGAUGGCGGAAGCGGGAAUCGAACCUGCAACCCUCAAGUUGCUGGCACGGCCACUCUACCAACCGAGCUAUACCGGGCCGGAACAAGAAGUCAGAAGCACACUAAGUAAAUGAGACAAAAACAGAAAGAAGUACUGUAGAACUUCGAUUUACGAAUCCCUCUGUUUGCAAACUUUUCGAUUUACGAACUUUUAGACCGAGCCGGAUAUGCCUCCUUAUUUGAACCUUGUCUCUGUGUAUGAACGCUUUAUUCAUUUAUUUUGUCACGCCUGCAGGAAAAAAAAGCAGGGCUCAGCAUUUUAGUGGUUAGGCGUAGCCCCACACGUCACUUGCUGCAUAUUGCACUACUCUGCUGGUCACUACUCAGCGUGUGUGUCUUUUUGGAGGUUUUGUUUGCCUUUUGACAAGUUUUAUCCAUUUCGCCAAGUCAAUGUGAGUCCCUAAAAAGACAACAGACCAGUGUGAAAAGGAGGAGGGAAUCGCUGUGGAGACUUAUUUGCGACAAGUACAUUAAUGGCGGUCACACGUAUGGAAGGAUGGACAAAGCAAGUCCAAAGCAAGUUUUAAUUGUGAUUAAAAAUAUGCCCCAAGUGGAGGAGUUCAAGUACCUAGGAGUCUCGUUCACGAGUGAGGGAAGAGUGGAUCGUGAGAUCGACAGGCGGAUCGGUGCGGCGUCUUCAGUAAUGCGGACGUUGUACCGAUCCAUUGUGGUGAAGAAGGAGCUGAGCCGGAAGGCAAAGCUCUCAAUUUACCGGUCGAUCUACGUUCCCAUCCUCACCUAUGGUCAUGAGCUUUGGGUCAUGACCGAAAGGAUAAGAUCACGGGUACAAGCGGCCGAAAUGAGUUUCUGUGGCGGGGCUCUCCCUUAGAGAUAGGGUGAGAAGUUCUGCCAUCCGGGAGGAACUCAAAGUAAAGCCGCUGCUCCUUCACAUCGAGAGGAGCCAGAUGAGGUGGUUCGGGCAUCUGGUCAGGAUGCCACCCGAACGCCCCCCUAGGGAGGUGUUUAGGCCACGGGGAAGACCCAGGACACGUUGGGAAGACUAUGUCUCCCGGCUGGCCUGGGAACGCCUCGGGAUCCCCCGGGAAGAGCUAGACGAAGUGGCUGGGGAAAGGGAAGUCUGGGUUUCCCUGCUUAGGUUGUUGCCCCCGCGACCCGACCUCGGAUAAGCGGAAGAAGAUGGAUGGAUGGAUAAAAAUAUGCCAGAGCAGACUUGUUUCACAGCGUAGAGGAAGAGCCAGCUUCUGUACGUCUGCUCCUUGCUCGUCUAUUCCUCUUUUGUUGAUUUUACUUUUUACAUUUAUUAUUGUAGCAAUAUGGCUGUUUUGUGAUGUCUGAUCGUUUUUGAAGGCACCAAAGGGACUUCUGUGUGUGUGCGCAUGUUGGCAGAGCAGCACAUACAGGACAGUUCAGCUUCUUGUUGUUGUUGCUUUAGCUUGUUAAUAAAAAAAACGGUUUGAUAUGCAGUACUGCAUAUCACAUUAUAUUGUGUUCAAAGUGUACAAACUUUCACUAAAAUAGGGACUUUUGUUGAGGCUGGAACCAAUUAUUCAUAUUUACAUUAAUUCUUAUGGAGAAAUUUGCUUUAGUAUACGCAGUUUUUGAUUUGCGGAACCCGUUCAAGAAUUAAUAAAUUCAUACAUCGAGGUUGUAUGACGACUAGGUCACAUUUUACUGCGGGGGUUGUUCUCCCUAGAUGCAACAGGAACACCGGAGGUGAGGUGCAGGUAAGGCAAUUAUUUAUUGUCUAUGAAAUCAUGCAAAAUACAAACGACCGAAAAGCGUACCGAUAUUCUCGGGAGCUAUGGCGAAGCUUAAAGGCACAGGGACAGGAAUCAAAAGUCAUAGAAAGUUACUUAGCGUACGGGUUGCAUAGAAGCAAGUACAAAAUGUCGUCACUGUUGCGAAAUGCUAACAAGGAAGCCAGACUGAUUGUGGAAAGAAAUGGGAAUAAAUAGCUCUCUGAUUAGUGCCCAGGAGCAGGUGAGAUAAAUCAGGUCAGAAUUAAGGUUUUAGAAUGGCCUUUACAAAGUCCUUACUUAAACGUUUGGACAAUAUUGAAGAAACAAGUUCAUGUCAGAAAACCAACAAAUUUUGCUGAACUGCACCAAUUUUGUCAAGAGGAGUGGUCAAUAAUUCAACCAGAAGCUUGUGGAUGGCUACCAGAAGCGCCUUACUGCAGUGAAACUUGCCAAGGGACAUGUAACCAAAUAUUAACAUUGCUGUUUGUAUACUUUUGGCCCAGCAGAUUUGCUCACAUUUUCAGUAGACCCAUAAUAAAUUCAUAAAAAAAAACAAAAAAAACUUCAUGAAUUUUUUUUGUGACCAACAAGUAUGUGCUUCAAUCACUCUAUCACAAAAAAAUAAGACUUGUAGAAAUCAUUGGAAACUCAAGGCAGCCAUGACAUUAUUUUCUUCACAGGUGUAUGCUUCCACCCGAUUGUAGCUGAG
Messenger RNA from Nerophis ophidion (straightnose pipefish), 4379 nucleotides. RefSeq names its product transmembrane protease serine 6-like. Lineage: Eukaryota; Metazoa; Chordata; Actinopteri; Syngnathiformes; Syngnathidae. The transcript is spliced from 10 exons. The coding region runs from base 32 to 1576 and encodes 514 amino acids. Gene Ontology annotation, molecular function: serine-type endopeptidase activity. The record is from RefSeq and is a predicted model, not a curated record. Gene Ontology annotation, biological process: proteolysis.